AUGUUUUCAAAUAAAAGCCUUGUAGCAUGCGUUAUAGUUAUUAUAUUAUGGAUUCAUAUUUUAUUCGUAGAUACAAGGGUACCAACGCUUAAAGAGGAAUACCAGCCUCCAAGGGAUUAUAGACCUUCAAAGUGGAUAUCAAAUAGUGCUCUUGACGUGUGGUAUGGAAACAAGAGUAUGGUUGAAAUAAUCUCUCGAGAGUUCAGUCAGAUCGUUGAUAGAAUAGCGAAUAGACCUGUGAGAUCAAAUGAAAAGCUUAAGCUGAAAAGUUUUCCUUAUAAUAACUCAAUAGCGAAGGGAAUGCGUCAAUUUGCUAAGAAAUGAAUUUGUAGUAAAACGUUUAAAUAAAGUAUAUUUUAUAAGUUUGUGUACCUUUUUUUUAAAAUUUAUCGUUAAAAUGUCAGAAAAAUGCUUUGAAAAUCCAAAUAUAAUUUUAAAUGCAGUCAAAGAAGUCUUGGCGUGGAAGUAAAUUUCUCAAUAUCCGGCUGUACCAAUGGAUUGAUCAUUUUUAUGCACAGGUAAUAUUUACUCCACCCAAAAACCAAUACAGAAAUUUGAGGCCACGACGAAUGCUUGGCGAUGGUAAAAUAAGUCUUGAUGUUAAAUCUCCCUUAUGUAUGCUUCAACAAAAGUACACACAGAAAACAAUGCUCUGAUCGGCUUUGAUGUGAAAAAAUGACCUAUUUGAAAAUUUCAAAGCUCGACACAAGCAGCGCCAAGGACACUUAAGCUU
This is a messenger RNA of Pieris brassicae (large cabbage white), 733 nucleotides long. RefSeq lists its product as uncharacterized. The coding region runs from base 1 to 324 and encodes 107 amino acids. The transcript has 3 exons. Lineage: Eukaryota; Metazoa; Arthropoda; Insecta; Lepidoptera; Pieridae. The record is from RefSeq and is a predicted model, not a curated record.